Molecule: messenger RNA, 2797 nt
Organism: Oxyura jamaicensis (ruddy duck)
Lineage: Eukaryota; Metazoa; Chordata; Aves; Anseriformes; Anatidae
Gene: CAPS2
Product: calcyphosine 2
Exons: 19
Coding region: 281-2095 (604 amino acids)
Molecular function (GO): calcium ion binding
Source: RefSeq, a predicted model, not a curated record
GGCCUUCCCUUCCUGCCUGGUAACGGGUCCUCGGGAGUUGAAAGCCCCGCAGUGGGUAGCAACGGGGCUUCUGCGGAUGGUGAUUUAAAAACGACAGGCUUUGGGUUCAUAAACCGGCUGGGUGGAAGGAAAAAACAGCCCUGCUGGGGAGAGCACCGGGAAAAAAUGUCGGCGUGGGACGGCUGGGUGCCAGCAGGGCCUGCCUGCAGCACCUGCGGCAGGGCGGUAACACGGCUUCACCUCCCCGAGGGCUUAUUCUGAAGACUGCUAUUGCAUUUCCAUGGAUUUGAAAGUGGAAGGAGCUGCUGCGUCCGCUCGAAGGCAGACUCAGCUGUCAUCGAGGGGGAAAAAACAUCAAGGGUGGAGACCAGAUACACGGGCUUCUCGUGGUCCUCGCCCACCAGAGGUGCCAUGCCUAGAUCUAAGGAGGCUGGGAGAUUCUGAUGAAGAGGAUGGGAACUCUUACGUACCAUACAGUAGGGAUUAUCCUCAUACUUGUCCUCUAGAUUCAUCUUCAGAUUGGAGAACAUCAUUACAAAUGCCACCUGCGCAGCUUCUCCCACCUCAACAGAUUUCUAGAAGGCCUUGUCAGAAGAAAACAGAGCAUUCUGUUUUAGAGCAGAAGAUAAUACCGGAAGAUCUGCCAUCCCCAGCAGACAAAUAUAAAUUGAAGUAUCGUCAGUAUGAAGCAGAUAUGAAGGAAGAAUAUAAGCAGUAUUCUGAGAGAAUUGCAGAAAAGAAAAAAGACCACCAACAGUGUCCAGAAACUUCAAUAAAGGGUACACAGCUUGAAGUUGGGCACAAGGAUGAUCUUACAGCUCUUGAUGAGAAAGCUCUCCUGCAACAGUGCUACACAAACAAGCCCUACAAUAUGCAGCACAGUGUGAGGAAAUCAGAAGCAGAGGAUGUUGCUGCAGAGCGGAGAAAACAGGCUGUGGUAGAACAAGUGAUGGUGGAUCAGUUAUCCAGAGCUGUUAUAAGUGACCCGGAACAAUCCACACGUGCUGAUGUUUCCGAGGAAGCUCAUGGACUUCUGGGACUUGGGAACAUACCCAUGCGUUUUAGAAAAAGAACACUGCAUGAAACAAAAAUAAGGACCAAAUCAGGAUUGACUGAAAGCGUUCUCUCUAACAAGCUACGCUUUGAUAGUAGGAUUGUAUCAAGAAAUGGUCGCGAUGCUUGUAGAGAGUUGAUUGGAUUCUUUUUUGCAUAUGACCGAUCCCUUACUGUGUAUGAAUUCCGACAGUUUGGAAAAAACAGAACAAAUGCCUUGCCUUUCAUUCAGAAGGGAAUUUAUCAACAUCAGCGAGGACAAAAGAAGGGAAAAGCUUAUGAUCUUAAUGACUUCUAUAUUGGAGCUAACCUAACUUUCCAAAGUGUUGAUCAUAAUCUUCCAGAAAGUGUCAAGCAGAACCCAGUCCUCACCCUUCGUGUGAUAAGUAUUGAUGAAACAGCUAUGGAUUUGCUCAAAGCUCCCUCUGAGGAAUUCAAGCAAGAAUGUUUUGAGCAAGUGACCAAUGACAGUAGAGUUUUCAAGAAGAUUCAAGGUAUGCUCAGAGAGACGCUAAGUAAAAGAGGAGUUCGGGUUGUAACAGGCCUAGGAAAGUAUUUCCGACAUAUAGACAAGAACAGAAAUGGUUUUCUCUCUCAGGCAGACUUUAAAGAAGCUCUGAAAGUAUUCCAUCUGGAAGUGCCUGAAGGGGACUUUGAAUCAUUGUGGCUUAUUCUUGAUGACAGCAAGAGUGAUAAAGUUGACUAUGGAGAAUUUGUUCGUGCCAUAUGUGGAGAAAUGAAUGAAUAUCGGAAAGCAUUUGUAAGAAAAGCUUAUAUGAAACUAGACUUCAACAAAACUGGAAGUGUUCCUAUGGUAGACAUCAGAAAAUGUUACUGUGCAAAAAAACAUCCACUAGUAUUGGCAGGCAAAGCUACAGAAGAAGAAAUUACAGCAUCAUUUCUAGAAACAUUAGGAGAGUCCUGCAGCAAUCCAAAUGAAGUGUCCUAUUCUGAGUUUGAGGAUUACUAUGAAGGAUUAAGUAUUGGAAUCAUGGAUGAUGAUGAUUUUGUUAACAUCUUAAGGAACCCUUGGGGAAUUUAGAGUGGAAGAAGACAAAUGAAAAAGAAAGACCUUCAGAACAAGAAGUGAACUAAACAAGGAAGAGUUUAGUUGUGACAUGCAUUAAUUCACAAUUAGUGUCUUAAAUUGAUUUCAAGGACUGAAAAUUGUAGAUGCGUUCAGAAUAAUACAUGUUAAUUUUCUUACAGAGUCUGUUGAGCAAUGCUAACCACUUUUCCCAUAUAAAUGGUGUCCGUGCAUUUUCACUGGCUGUUCAGCAUACCAGAAGGCACCAUUUACUUUAUAUUAGAAAAAAGUGUUUUUUCUAAUUCCCUCUUCUUUUAAACUGCUAAAAUGUGUGAGAGUAUGUGCAAUAGCAAUUUUAGUUUUGUGAUUGUGGAAAGCCUUAGAUACGAUGGUGUAAAUAUCUAUGGUAGCUUUCAGUUUUCUUUUUAUAAAAAUACUGUAUUUGUUCUUCUUAUAACAUUAUUUGCUUUGUUUCUCAUUUUUUAUGCUGGUGGUGGUCAGCCUAAGAGAGAGGCCAUCCACAUCCAAUUUGGAGGAAGACCACAGUACUGAAAAUGCAGAGAAUUUCACACCAAUUAACCUUUAAACUAGUAUCCAGACCAUCUAUGCUGAAUUUUAUUUAUUUAUUUUUCUUAUUCAGGGAUCUUCAGAUGAGCAUUGAAUCCCAAAGGCUUUAACAAGCACAAAUAUAUUUUUUAGUGUCCUUCUUUUUCUUUA